UUGUAAACCCUUCGCGACUGUCAAAAUAGUGUUCUACGUUGUGUGUGUAGUUGGGGUUUAAAAAUUGUUUUAAAGUGUUUUGUUCAAAAAAUUAAUAUACGCAUUUGUUUUUAUUAAUAUAAACCCAAUUAUAUUAUUAAUUAAAUAUUUUAUAUCAGACUAACAGUAUAAUACAUAUCUGAGACAAAUUUCCUAUUGCACAGCAAAAUACAUACAGAAAUUGCAUAUUGCGGUAUUCACGUCAUGCCGAGGCGCGUAAAAGUUUUAAAGGCCAAAAACCGGCCAGUUUUUGAGCCGGUAAUUUCGCUAGAGAAUCCUAUAACGGAUUACAAACGGCUAAUGAAUACAAUUAUGGCAACGGAUGUUGAAGAAGAAAUACUUAAAGAAAAUUAUAUGAAAAUUGCUGAAGUUGCCCAAAAAUGUAUUUGGGACUUGUUAUUUGCAGAAUCUGAUACAAAAACUGAGAAUGAAGCAAAGGCUACUGAAUUAUUAAAAGCGCAUAAAUAUGACUCUGCUUUUUACUGUCCUUGGGACUACAAUGAAUGGAUCGUUAUUGUACGUGACGAAUUGUUAAGCAGAGAAAUGUUUCAGUUUUGGCGUAAUGUAAUAGUUAAAUGUGAAUUAGGACCUUGUUGGUCAAGAGAUUCAGAUUGUUUUACAGGUGAUAAUGCACCUGAGGAAUUUUAUAAAUUCGCUGGGUGUGUAGCACCAUUUAGCAGAGAAGCAGCAGCAAAAUUGGAUGACUCAAACUGUGCAGAAACUGUGUUGGAAACAGGCUCUAUCGAAACGCAAACAAGUGCAGGAGCCAAAAACGAUUCAUCAACCGACACGUAUAUAGAUUCUAACACCAUGAGCGUUGAAGAUAAUGAAAGUUUAGCACCACCGGAUGAAGUUGAAAAUGAUGAUUUUGGCUUAAUUAUCUCAUUAGAAACUCCCUUAAAAGAUUUCACGUCGCUUAUAUUAAAUGAAAUACAACUAAAUGAUACUGCCUCUGAAGAAGAAUUGGAGCAAAAAUAUAAAACAAUUGCUGAAAAGGCACGUGAAAUUAUAUGGGAGCUCAUAUUCAUUAUAACACCAUUAACAGAAGAAAACCAAUGCAAAGCAAUUGAGUUACUGAAAGAAGUGAAAAGUAAUGCUUGCUCUUAUGGACCUGCUGAAUACAACAAUUGGAUUAUUUCUCUACGCGAUGAAUUACUUAGAUUAAAUAUGAUUGAAAUUUGGAGUGAACAAAUCGUAAAACUUGAGUUGGGCCCAUGUUGGGCUCGAGACUGCGAUUGGUUUGAUGAUGCGGAAGAUUAUGAAGUAUUAGACUUUUAUAAUCAUGCUGGUUGUGAAGCACCAUUUAAAAACGAUAUGUUAAACGCAAUUAAAAAUAAUUCGAAUCUUUCGUUUUAAAUUGAACGAAGAGCUAAAGCUAUAAAUUGAAAAAAAAAUUAUUUAUUC
Molecule: messenger RNA, 1443 nt
Organism: Teleopsis dalmanni
Lineage: Eukaryota; Metazoa; Arthropoda; Insecta; Diptera; Diopsidae
Exons: 3
Coding region: 244-1395 (383 amino acids)
Source: RefSeq, a predicted model, not a curated record